UUCCAGAACAUCCAAACUAUAUUGGCGGCUUAAUAAAUAAACUGUAUUGAUAUUUGAAAUUCUGUUAAUAAACAGUAUUAUUAGAAUGGAUUGAAACGUAAAGAAGAGUUCCAAAAUGGGCGAAGCUCUAACGUCGAUUUUAAGUGAAAUUCUGAGGGUGGAAGGUAUUGAGGAAGCGUUUAGUUGCUUUUUGGUGCACAGGCCUAAUAGUGAAGUUGAAAAAAUAACAUCAUGGCAACAGAAAUUAAUAUCUGUCCUUCGUGGGGCUACCCCAGAACAAUUAGAAAUCGCCUUGAGACAGUACCUUGGCGUAGCUGCUACAUGUUCUCAUAGUCAAGUCCAGUUACUGAUGGAACUGCUAGAAUCUUGCGUAAAAAACGGCGCCUUGGGAUCAAGAAAAGUUUGUGAAGUUAUUAUCACUAGUGACUUGUUACAGCAUAAUAAUACUCACUUUUGGAUAGAAUCUUUCAAGUUGAUCAGAAACAUUAUUGAUUUAGUUGAAUACAAAGGAGUUCGAGAAAUUAUGAAGGGAUGCUGCGAAAAAGUAAAGACGCUUCCUUGGAGGCUACAUUCUGGUUUACAGCCACAAACUCAAGCUCUACUACAUGUCGCCGAGCGAAUUAUGGACAGAAAUGCUUGUCUGUUGCCAGGAUAUCUCCUCGUUAACGAUUUGCAAAAAGCUUAUCCUGAAUGCCCUCAUUGGAGAAUGGCAGCACUGUUCUCAGAUUAUGUAGCCAGUUUUCGAGCAUGCGCCCAAAUGGUCUCGAUCAUAGGUCAGGCAGAAAUGAGACCAGUUGUCGAGCACAGCGGUUGCCAUGAACAUUUGGUAAAUCAUUGGAAAUUGGACCCGUUAACUUUGAGAUUUAGUCUUAAAGGUACACUUCCUUAUGAUCCUGAGUUACUGGAGAAGCAAACGGGAUUACUACGGUACGUCUUAGAGCAACCUUACAGUCGCGACAUGGUGUGCGGUAUGUUAGGUUUAAACAAACAGCACAAACAACAUUGUCAGGCGAUAGAAGAACAGUUAGUAGAGUUGGUAGUUUUGGCUCUAGAGAGGACGGAAACGGAAGGUGACGAACAAGCCACCCAGGGUUUAUGGCUUCACCUCUCGUCCCAACUCAUUUACUUCGUUCUGUUCCAAUUCGCUAGUUUCCCUAACAUUGUCAUGUCGUUGCACUCGAGGCUGCAAGGUCGCGAUUUACGAAGAGGCAGAGAUCAGCUGAUGUGGGUUUUACUACAAUUCAUCUCGGGCUCGAUUCAACGCAACCCCUUGUCUAACUUCUUACCGGUAUUAAAACUAUACGAACUGCUGUUUCCCGAACAGGAACCUCCCUUGGAGGUGCCCGAUUUCAACCAGCCGCAAUGCACCCGCCAAAUGGCCAUGACGUGCAUUUGGAUCCACCUUAUCAAGAAGGCGCAAAUCGAGCAGGUCAACAUAACCUGGCCCAUCCCCAACAAGUUGCGUGCCCACCACGACUUCCUUCAACACCUCAUCCCGCCUAAUAACGCUGCUCUAGCCAUGGGCAACGAUUAUCGUAUCGCUUUACUCUGCAAUGCGUACUCUACGAAUCAGGACUAUUUCAGCAAGCCGAUGGCGGCUCUAGUCGAUACGAUUCAGGGCAGUGCAAAGUCUGCUUCGCCCCCAACAGCUCCUUUGAGUAUGGCCGUUUUGGAUUCCCUGACGGUUCACUCGAAGAUGAGCUUGAUACACAGCAUCGUAACGCACGUUAUCAAGCUGGCGCAGGCCAAGUCCGGGAUGCCGUUGUCUCCUUCCCUGGUGGAAACUUACAGUCGCCUCUUGGUGUACACCGAGAUAGAGUCUUUGGGGAUCAAGGGCUUUAUAAGCCAGUUGCUGCCGCAGGUGUAUAAGUCGCACGCUUGGGGGACUCUGUAUACUUUGCUGGAGAUGUUCAGUUAUCGCAUGCACCAUAUCCAUCCGCACUAUCGAGUGCAGCUGUUGAGUCAUCUGCACUCGCUGGCAGCCGUGCCGCAGGCCAAUCAGACCCAGUUGCAUUUGUGUGUCGAAUCGACUGCUCUACGACUGAUAACAGGUUUGGGUAGUGGGGACGUCCAAACCGAGCUCUUCAGAUUCCUGGCCGAACCGAAAACUAUAGUCUCGGCCGAAUCCGAGGAACUGAACCGAGUGCUCGUUCUGACCCUUGCGAGAGCGACUCACGUGACGGGAGCUGACGGUUCCUGGUGCCAGGAACUGCUCACGACCAUAGCCCAAAGCACUCCGCAUGCCUGGGCUCCCCACACGUUACAUUGUUUCCCCAGGGCUUUGGCCGAGUUCUUCACGCAACACGCUGUUCCUAAGGAGAACAAACAGCAGCUGAAGAAGGCGGUAGAAGAGGAGAACAGGAAGUGGGCCUCGAUGAAUAACGAGAACGAUAUCAUGGCGCACUUCGGGGUUCCCGGAGCACCACCACUUUUCCUUUGCCUUUUGUGGAAGAUGCUGCUGGAGACCAAUCACAUAAGUCCUAUUGCAUACAAGAUAUUAGAGCGGAUCGGCGCCAGAGCCUUAUCGGCCCACUUGCGCAAGUUCUGCGACUGUCUCGUAUUCGAGUUCAGUAACUCGCCAGGCGGUCAGCACGUUAACAAAUGCGUCGAUACCAUCAACGACAUGAUUUGGAAGUACAACAUCGUCACCAUCGACCGUCUGGUCCUGUGCCUGGCUUUGAGGACGCAGGAAGGCAACGAAGCCCAAGUGUGUUCCUUCAUCAUACAACUGGUGCUGCUUAAAGCAACCGAGUUCCGGAACAGGGUGCAGGACUUCGUAAAGGACAAUUCGCCCGACCAUUGGAAUCAGACCAACUGGCACGAGAAGCACUUGGAGUUUCACAGGAAGUAUCCGGAGAAAUUCGCUCCUGAAGAACAAAGCAGCGGCUACCAUCCCUACUUCGGCAACGUGUGUUUGAGGUUUUUACCCGUUUUCGACAUAGUUGUGCACAGGUUUUUGGAGAUAACCGAGGUAACGAAGAGUCUGGAGAUCCUUCUGGAGCAUUUGGGUUCGCUGUACAAGUUUCACGAUCGCCCCGUGACGUACUUGUAUAACACUUUGCAUUACUACGAAGCGAUUUUGAGGGACAGGCCACCUCUCAAGAAAAAAUUAGUAGCCGCAGUUCUUGGCACACUAAAAGACACUCUCUCCGAACCGUAUCAAGCCUUCCUAGGCAGAGCCCCGGACGAGGUAUGGGUACCGGAACUGGAUUAUUACAUACAACUAGUCAGGAGGGUAGUAGAAGUCUUGGGUGGUUCCAAUGCGAAUUUAAUGACCGACUGGAGAUUCAACGAGUUUCCCAAUGCCGGAGCCCACAUUCUAUACACCUCUUGCGUCGAGUUGAUGGCGUUAUCCGCCGGACCUACCGCCGUGGCCAACGGCCUCUUGGAUGUCGUCGCCAAAGGCUUCGUGAUGAUUCCCUCGGACGAAAUCCAUCAAUGGAUCAACGCCAUCGGUCUUAUCCUCGCGGCCCUACCAAUAAGUUACUGGAGCGUCCUUCACGAUCGUUUAUUAGCGACUCUCGACGAACUAGAAACCUGGAACUUUGACUGCUCGCCAUUCCGACUAUUUAAUUUUAAGGAAACCCACGCCGGACACCUUCACAACCGUUUCAGCUACAUGCUGGCCCUGGCACAUUCCGUGUGGCACCACGCGGGGCCGGGACAGAUUUCCAGCGUCUCGCGAUGGGUUAGAGAAUGUUUGCCUACGGUCGUUCGAUCCGAGGAGCAAUUCCUGUUCGUCUGCCACCUAGUCGGGCCGUUUCUUCAAAGAUCUAACAUGGCGAUCGUCGAUUUGACUAACGCUUUGUACGAACUGCUGGCGCAGGUCGAUCAGGCUCAAACGGACAUGAAAUAUAUUGACCCAUUAUGUGACCUGCUGUACCAUAUCAAGUAUAUGUUUGUGGGGGAUAGCAUGAAGAAGGAAUUGGAGGCAGUGGUGAGGCGGUUGCGACCGCAGUUGCAGUUGAGGUUGAGGUUCAUCGCUCAACUGAAGAUCGAGGAGGUACAAGCGUCUUAAUUUAUUUUUUAUUGUACUUUUUUUACAAUCUGUAUGCAAGAAUAAAAAAUAUUUACAA
Molecule: messenger RNA, 4076 nt
Organism: Anoplophora glabripennis (Asian longhorned beetle)
Lineage: Eukaryota; Metazoa; Arthropoda; Insecta; Coleoptera; Cerambycidae
Gene: MED23
Product: mediator of RNA polymerase II transcription subunit 23
Exons: 7
Coding region: 116-4018 (1300 amino acids)
Biological process (GO): positive regulation of gene expression; regulation of transcription by RNA polymerase II
Cellular component (GO): mediator complex; transcription regulator complex
Source: RefSeq, a predicted model, not a curated record